Messenger RNA from Colias croceus (clouded yellow), 1146 nucleotides. RefSeq lists its product as uncharacterized. NCBI's taxonomy places the organism in Eukaryota, Metazoa, Arthropoda, Insecta, Lepidoptera, Pieridae. The transcript is spliced from 9 exons. Bases 1 to 1146 code for a protein of 381 amino acids. The record is from RefSeq and is a predicted model, not a curated record.
AUGAGCAACCGCGUGGUCCUGGAGCGGUCUAUGCGGCGCGCGCUGUGGCUGUCGCGCGCGCUGGGCGCCGCGCCGCUGCACCUCGGGGACCGCAUGCGGCCCUCGCGCGCCUUCGCCUGCUACGGGAAACUCUUCUUUGCGGCUGUCAGUGUCCCGUUCGCCUACGAGGUGUACUCGUUGGCGUGUACGCUGUCGCAAGCUGGCACGCCGUCGCCGGCGAUGUACCGGCAGAGCGGGCGGCUGGCGCUCAUGCUGCUCGAACUGCUGGCGCUGGGGGCGGCCGCGCUGCGGGGCCAAGAUCGCGCGCGGUUGAAUAAAAUAGAAAUGGAAACUUGUUUAUUGGAUCGGACGCUGCAGCUGAUCGUGCCGGCCAUCGUGCUGCUGGUCGGGCUGAUAGCCACGUCGCACUUCUAUUUCCUGCACUGGACGCUUUCUAUCUCCCUGCUGGCGUUCUUGUUCCGCACGGCCAGCUGCCUGCUGAUGAUGCAGUUCGUGUUGCUGGCGCUGCUCAUCAACUGCGCGCUUCGUGACGUCAACAAGCGGCUGGAGUUGCUAGCCGUUUCAGCUACCGAAUCUGCGGCGAUCUCAUACAAGAGCCUCGCCAGGCCGCGCUACGUAGUGCCCAUCCAAUACAUCAACGUCAGCUUAGAUGCCAUCGGCUCGCUCAGCAAGAUCUCUAAUGAUGCAAAUUCGGGCAAAUGUAAGAGCGAAAGCGAGUGGUGCGGCGUUGCGCGCUCGUACGUGCGGUGUUGCCGCCUCGUGCACUCACUCAACGCCGAGGAGAGCUUCCGCCUCUUCCUGCACGUCACAAGUCUAGCCUACUACCUCGCCGUCUGCUUUUUACACCUCUUCGGCAAAUACAAUGUUGGGACAUCGCUUUGGAAGUGGCUGGUGAACUUAAUGGAACAGAGCGUGUCGACUCUCUUCAACCUCUCCAUGCUGCUGCUGCUCGUGGAGCCCGCUCAUAGAAUGGACACUGAGUUGCAGCGCACGCAGUGGCUGGUGAGCGCGGCGGGGCAAGUGGCGGGGCGGGGCGGCGCGCGGCUGGCGGCGCUGCUGCGGGCGCGCGCGCCGCGCUACGAGCCCGCCGCCGUGUGCACGCUCGCACGCCCGCUGCUCUCCACCCUCUUCUUAAUCGGCCAAUAG